Messenger RNA from Clonostachys solani, 1743 nucleotides. Lineage: Eukaryota; Fungi; Ascomycota; Sordariomycetes; Hypocreales; Bionectriaceae. The record is from the annotation of a GenBank genome assembly.
GAUGGCCAUGAGUUGGCCUCAUAUUCGCAUACACCCUCAGUGUGGUGCUUGCGGGAUGUCGUUCCAGGUAUACGCAGAGAUAACGGCUUGUAUAGUAAUUUUCGAAUCCCUCAUACAGUAACAUAUCAUGAUGAAACCUGCAUCACCCUUGAUGCUGGUGUAUACCCAGACUGCGGUUAUUGCAAGCAGACGAGUAGCAAAUAUAUUUUCUGCCGGCAUCCAGACUGCAGUGAACGCCAACUUACGAGCGAAAGCGUAACAUUUCAUACAGACUGUUCUAAUCUUGUCAAGAAGUUGACUGAUGGCGCUCUCCGAAGAUUCUGGAUUGCAGCCACUUGGAGGUAUCCUUGGCCUCAUUCCCCACCACCUUUACUAACUUCAGAGGAUCCCAUUGAUGACUACAUCCGAAUGGCAAGCAAUGCGUGCCAACUACCCCUCCUGAUAACUCUAUCAAAUGAAAUAAAAGCAAUGGUUGUUCAGCGGUGCGGUCCUCAUUUAUCAUUAUGGCGUUAUACAUCUAGUAUAAAGCUGAUAAAAGAGCUGGAACUGGCCCAAAACUCAUCGAUAAUUCUUCCGCUUGUCGACAUACAAAGUUGGCAUCGGGGGACCCAACCGAGACUAUCGAAUGAAAGACACAGUGGCAUAAUCCGAUUGACCAUUGAUGCUCGAGGUCUUAGAGCGAUCUGCCGUUUUUCAAACCCUCUAGAACCAAGGCCACUCUCUACACACUCUAGCUAUUUCCUUUACAUAUUCAGGCAAGCUACACAGGUCUACAAUACCAAAGUCCAGUUUGACAUAUGCCAGAUCUACAGCUAUGGGACUCCUGCUCUACCACUAGGGCGGAGUGUUAUUCAACCACCACAAUCAAUUCGGACACCUGAAAUUGAACGCUUUACAACUAGCAGCCUGAAACAAUGCCAUGGCCUUACAUUUUUCAUCUCAAUGAACGGGAUAGCAAGUAUUCAUCCACAUACCUCAAGAGGUCCAUUUUCGUUUGAGACCUUUACUGGUACCUUAACACCUCAACUCCAAGCCUGUACUGCUUGGUUUUAUCUUCCCCUAGGAAAUAAUGAGGAAAUCGUCUCCUUAGGCCUUCGAUUUCACGUUAGACAUGGGUUAUAUCUAUUUCCAUGCCUUCUAGUCUAUUUGGACUCUGGAAAUUACACUAUUGGGCCAUCCUUAACUGGACGAGUGGUCGAUAUUACUGUACUAAUUAAGGGCCGGCCUAUUCUUCUCUGGGAAAACCCUAACGAUGAAAGCAACUGUAUUUCUACUAUAGGAUUCUGCAUCAUAGGUGUCUCUAUUGGGAGGACUCUCUUCUAUUCGCAUUCUAUGAUUCCACUAAACAAUCCCCCAUUUAAAAACGCCUGUCUGACCACAGCCCCCUUGAGAGGGGUAGUUGAAGUGAAAUUGUUUCGCAGCCAAACCUUCUGCAGAGGUAUAAUUCCCACAUAUGACAACAAGACUCGACGAUCCCUGGGUCAAUGCUGGGUGGGUGAAGAUACAGUGUUCACCUAUCAAACACCGACACGGCUGUACUAUGCUUCUACAGAGUAUAAAAUUGACGGCGUUAAGCCACUUCGAGCAGCAGUUUACGUGGAGAUUGCAACUCAAAGCUGUCCUGAGCCUCAAAAAGAUGAAAGUCGGAGGUGGGCUUGUUCUGCAAUGCGCGGGAUAAUCAAGUUCUGGUUCAAUGAGGUUCAAUCUUCACUCACAGUGCAGGAGACAGGAGAGCAUGAAAAC